Messenger RNA from Capsicum annuum, 1036 nucleotides. RefSeq names its product DNA polymerase zeta processivity subunit. The transcript is spliced from 6 exons. Bases 119 to 730 code for a protein of 203 amino acids. The record is from RefSeq and is a predicted model, not a curated record. NCBI's taxonomy places the organism in Eukaryota, Viridiplantae, Streptophyta, Magnoliopsida, Solanales, Solanaceae. Gene Ontology annotation, cellular component: zeta DNA polymerase complex.
CUUCAAUUUUUCUUUCUACUGCGAAGUUCACACCUUUCUUUCCUCAUUGUGUGUGACUGCUUCACAUGUUUGAGCAGAAUAAAGAGUUACAGAAACCUUAGGGGUUGAAGAGAGUUUGAUGGAUCGCAAUCGAAGUCCACAAGGUGAAACUGCCCGGAUACUUGUAGAAUUCUUGGAAGUUGCCAUUACGUCAGUUGUGUUCCUCAAAGGAGUUUACCCAAGUGGGACAUUUGAAAGGCGACGUUACAUGAAUGUGGUGGUUCAAAGAGCUAGACACCCAGAGCUUCAACAAUAUAUCCAUUCUUCUGUCAAUGGACUUCUUCCUUUCAUACAAAAGGGAUUGGUUGAGAGAGUGGCAGUGAUUUUUUCUGAUAGCAACAACGCACCUAUUGAGAGAUUUGUUUUCAAGAUAAAUGUGAACCAGUCCUAUGGUUCGAAGUUGGAGGAAGCGGAUCUGGAGUUCUCUCUUAAAUCAUUUUUGAUCAAGCUUCCUUUGUCACAAUCGAUAAUGAAGGUUCUUCCACCCGAUUGCAGGUGGGAGAUAACAGCUUACUUUCGCUCUCUCCCGCAGAGUGGUACUACCAGCAAAGAUGCCGAAAUGUGGGUCCCAACAGAUACGCGACAAUGGCAACAAGCACCUCUUAUAACUCCUAUUAAAUCCAUGAGUAGUGAACCUCUAGGUGUUCAACUAUAUCUUGAACAUCCAAGUCUCUCUGAACCAGAGGCUUAGAUAGUAGCUACCUCAGUGGCAUUUGUCAUGAAGCUCUUCCAACACUUUAAGACAUUGUGUGUUAAUGCAAUGACUCCAAACUUAUAGAAUUGAAAUAGUUAAAGUGUCAAUAUCUUGGUUUCGAACCCCCUAAUGCCUUCUCAAUCUAGCUCGUCGCACGGGGUUUACCUAGUGCGGUUUACAUCUCCUGUGUGGUUUACGAGCGAUUGCUCGGUGAGAGGUUUACCCAGUGCGCACGCGGCUGCAGGUUUUCUGGGGUUCCAAAAAAAAAAGUGUCAAUAUCUUAUUCUGGUGUGGUUCCUGGCC